This is a messenger RNA of Soboliphyme baturini, 1506 nucleotides long. The record is from the annotation of a GenBank genome assembly. Lineage: Eukaryota; Metazoa; Nematoda; Enoplea; Dioctophymatida; Soboliphymatidae.
AUGUCGGCACCGAUUAUACUGCUGAAAGAAGGUACCGAGCAAGCUCAGGGCAAGAGGCAGAUCAUUAGCAAUAUCCAGGCAUGUCAAGUGGUAGCCGAUGCCGUUCGAACCACUCUUGGACCUCGUGGCAUGGACAAGCUGAUCGUGGAAACCGGCGGCAAAGCAACAAUUUCCAAUGACGGUGCCACGAUUCUGAAACUGUUAGAUAUUGUAUUUCCUGCUGCAAAGGUACUUGUCGACAUUGCCAAGUCGCAAGAUGCCGAGGCUGUCGAUUUCAUAAAGCAAAUUUCGGUGAAUAUAACGUCUGCGGACGGUGGCAUUGGCCGCGACCGACUCGUGAAAUGCGCCGCAACCACGCUGAGUUCGAAGCUGGUUUCGACCCAGAAGGACUACUUCGCAAAUAUGAUUGUCGAGGCAGUAGCCCAUUUGGAUGAAGGCUUGCCCAUAAACAUGAUAGGAAUCAAAAAAGUUCACGGUGGAUCUCUCGAGGAUUCGGAAUUAGUGCUUGGUGUAGCGUUCAAGAAGUCAUUUUCCUAUGCCGGCUUCGAAAUGCAACCAAAAGCAUAUGCUAACCCGAAAAUUGCGAUGCUCAACAUCGAGCUUGAAGUAAAGGCCGAAAAGGACAAUGCCGAAGUGAGGAUCGACACCGUCCAGGAGUACCAACGUAUUGUCGAUGCAGAGUGGAACAUCCUCUAUGAUAAGUUAAUAAAAAUUCAGGAAAGCGGCGCCACGGUCGUUCUGUCUAAAUUACCUAUCGGUGACGUGGCGACUCAGUGGUUCGCCGACCGUGACAUGUUUUGCGCGGGUCGCGUUGCGGAGGAGGACAUGAAACGGACCGUUGAGGCUUGCGGCGGUGCUAUUCAAACGUCGGUCAGCAACUUGACGCCCAACGUUUUGGGCACAUGCGAAAUGUUUCAGGAAAAACAGAUCGGAAACGAGCGGUACAACUACUUCACUGGCUGUUCAAAGGCGAAAACAUGUUCCAUAAUUCUUCGAGGUGGCGCAGAACAGUUCAUAGAUGAGACCGAACGGUCGCUGCACGACGCGAUUAUGAUCGUCAGGCGAGCGAUGAAAAAUGUAUCGAUUGUAGCCGGUGGAGGAGCGAUUGACAUGGAGACCAGCAAGUAUUUGCGGGAUGUUGCAAGAGAGAUCCCAGGCAAAGAACAGCUACUCAUGUGCGCGUUUGCCAAGUCAUUUGAAAGCAUUCCCCGGCAGCUGUGCUACAACGCUGGAUUCGAUGCUACGAAUUUGCUGAACAAGCUGAGGCAGAAACAUGCUCUCGGUGAAAAAUGGUUCGGAAUUGACAUGAAAAACGAAGACGUGACUGAUACAAUGGAAUCAUGUGUUUGGGAGCCAUCCAUGGUCAAAGUGAACGCAGUCACCGCGGCGGCUGAAGCAGCUUGCACUGUGUUGUCCGUUGACCAGACGAUCAAAAAUCCGAAGUCCAGUAACGAUGUCGACGGACAGGGUCGCGGUGGAUUUAAUCCUGGCCGAACUUUCGGUUAG